Micropterus salmoides (largemouth bass) is the source of this 4443-nucleotide messenger RNA. Its product is annotated as immunoglobulin-like and fibronectin type III domain-containing protein 1. NCBI's taxonomy places the organism in Eukaryota, Metazoa, Chordata, Actinopteri, Centrarchiformes, Centrarchidae. Gene Ontology annotation, molecular function: protein binding. The record is from RefSeq and is a predicted model, not a curated record. The coding region runs from base 1 to 4308 and encodes 1435 amino acids. The transcript is spliced from 24 exons.
AUGAAGACGUGGCUGUGUGAACUGAUACCGGACUCUGCGCUGCAGCUGGCUGGCUUCCAGGUCUACAUAGCGGACCACGACACAGAGCUUUCCGGCAAAACAAAAGGUGGAGAUUUCUCCAUCGUUCAUCAAUACAUUCAACGUUUUAAUGGAGUGUCUGGCAACAAGUCAGCUGCCAUCCGGAGAAGAUCUAAGACACCUGGAGUAAUAAUCACGCAGUAUGUAGUGAACAUGCCAGAAGGGAAAAGCACCCCAGAUUUCCAGUGUAAGCCAAUCCCAACAACUAUUAAAGAAGGGAAAUUAGCUGUUUUCAAGGCUGUGGUGACGGGGGAUCCAAAACCAGAGGUGUCAUGGAGAAGAUCUAAAGGGACUAUUUCAGACAAGGACAAAUUUCAGAGUAAAUAUGAUGAAUCGACUGGGGAGCAUAUAUUAGAGAUUCACAAAGUGUCUGCUGCAGAAACAGAUACAUAUAAAUGCUGUGCUGUGAACGAAUAUGGCAAAGCUGUCUGCACAGCAAUAUUAACUGUGACUGAGGCUUUGACAAGUCCAUCAGAUUUCAGAAAAUUGCUGCGGAAAAGUAAAGCAGAUGUGGAAACUGAUGAAAAAUUCUGGGACGCGAUGCUGAACGCUGACAGGAAAGACUACGAGCGCAUCUGUAGUGAGUUUGGUGUUGCUGACUUACAUUUGAUUCUCAAGAAACUGGAAGAGAAGAAGAAGGAGAGAGCGCAAAAUAAGUGGAAGGAUGGUGUGAUUCCCUCUGAUGAAGAUGCAACAGAGAAACACAGCCUUAAGAGCGCUGGGAGAACCAAGGAUUUUAGUAUCAAGGGCAUGAUGCAAAAGGACACAGGGUUCAGCCAGUUUGAUCAAGAGGGCAAUCUCCUCAAGACGGGGCUGAAUCAGGUGGACGAAGAGGUCAACUUCCUCCUUACAGAGUUUAAACAUUCCAAUGUGGACUUUGUUAUCAAAAUUCAGGAGGUUAAAGCUCAAGAAAGAGAGGAUGCACUCUUUGAGUGUGUCCUGACACACCCACUACCCAGGAUCACGUGGAUGGGCAAGGGCAACGUCCUAGAGAAUGGAGAGAAAUACAGCAUCACCGUGUCAGACCACAAACUGAUCCACAGGCUGCUGAUUAAUGACUGCAAGCAGUCGGACAAAGGAAUCUAUACUGCUGGGGCUGGCGUUACAUCCUGCAGUGCCUGGCUGGUUGUAGAAGCUGAGAGUGACCAUGCAUCAGCUGGUAAGAAGACAGCAACUACCUUGGCCGGUGGAGCACGGAUCGACCUUGAGAAAGUGGCCAAAGAGCAGCAAAUAAAGGUCAGAGAGGAGAUGGAGAAGAUUUUGGCGGCCGUAAAAGCAAAACACGAAGAAGGACAACUGCAAGAAGAAAAAACGUUAGCCUCUUGUGGAAAAGAUGGUGAAAUGGGUGGAGUCACUGGACCAGGUAAAAACAGCGGCGCAGUAAAGGACAAGGCAGCAAAAGCCAGUGCCCUCUCUGAUCCAACAGGGAGCAAAGGGAAAACAAAUGUCAAAACCUCAAGAGGAGAUAGCACAGAAAUAACAUUAGAUGUUUCAAGGUGUGUGACAAAAGAAGUGCAAUUGGUACCAGAUGACCCCAAGAACAAGAAACACACCAGAUCCGGUCAAGCGGACUUUGACAAGGUAACAGAAUCCAGCAACAAACGUGCUGAUGUAGAGUUUAACCAGUUUCAAACCUUUGCCACAAGUCAAGAUGAAGCAACUGAUUCAGAUGGAAAUAAAGACUCUACCGGUUCAGGACUGAAUUGUCUUUUUUUUUUUUUUAAAAAAGGUGAAAGUGCAGGUUCUAAAGACCACAAUGAGUGUGACGAGACUGAAGAUGCAAAUGGCUCUGCCACACAGUCGAGGUGUAGAAGACAAGGCCCACUGAUAGAAGAUGCGGUAAUUGAUCCAGGGGUUCAGUUCAUCUGUGGUUUGUCUGACGUCAGCGCUAUCAUCAAUGAGACUGCUGAGUUAGCAUGUAAGCUCAGCAGUGAAGACUGUGAGGGAGCAUGGUUCAGAGACGGCAAAAAGAUAUCACCAGAUGCCAAUUUCUCUAUCACUAAAGAUGGUGCAAUCCAUAAAUUGGUUAUAAUCGGGUGCAAAGAAGAGCACGCUGGGAAAUACCGUUUUGAGGCAGAUGGCCGUAAAACCGAGGCAAUGAUCAACGUCAAAGAUCCCCCAAGGUUUGACCCUGAAAACCUCCGUGCGUUCACCGAGCCUCUGACAGUUAAAGUGGGGCACAAAUCCAUCUUCAAAGUGCAUUUUGUUGGCCAUGAACCCAUAAAGAUUCAGUGGUACAAAGAUGGAGAGGAGCUCCAAGAUGACAACAAUACAAAGAUUGAGAAAUCUCCAAGUCACAGCUGCUUGCUCCUGAGGAGGUGCCAGAGGAAGGACACGGGAGAGAUCAAGAUCAAGCUCAAGAAUGAACACGGCUUCAUUGAGGCCAUUUCACAGCUUAUUGUGCUUGACAAACCCACUUCUCCCCUGGGCCCUGCAGAGGUAACAGAGAGCUCAGCUACAUGUAUUGAAUUCAGGUGGAGGCCUCCAAAGGAUGACGGUGGCUCACCAGUGAUUAACUACAUAAUGGAGAGACAGCAGGUGGGCCGAAACACCUGGAAGAAAAUGGGGGACAUUCCAGGUGUCCCCAUCUACCGCGAUACAGGCGUAGAGCACGGCCGGAAAUAUUGUUACCGUAUCCGGGCAGUGACUGCGGAGGGUACAAGUGAAGAGAUGAAGACUGAUGAAAUACAAGCCGGCACACUAGCUUUUCCUGGGCCUCCAGCCACUCCAAAGGUGGUCAGUGCCUAUGACGAUUGCAUCAAUAUUUCCUGGACUUCACCAAGUAACCGUGGAGGUUCGCGCAUCCUGGGUUAUAUUUUGGAGAAACGCAAGAAAGGGAGUAAUCUCUGGACCGUUGUCAAUGCCUUAGAUGAACUAAUAAAAGAGAAAAAAUACGCAGUGAAAGAUGUUGUGGCAGGUUUGGAGUAUGAAUUCAGAGUUACUGCCAUAAACCUUUCAGGAGCUGGUGAAUACAGUAACCCAUCAGAGUUUGUUUUUGCACGGGAUCCCAAAAAGCCUCCUGGUAAAGUUACAAGCCUGAAGGUGACAGAAACUUCUUAUAACCACUUGGUCCUGACUUGGACAAAACCUGAGGAGAAACCAGAGAUACAGGAUGAAGCAAAAGGAUAUUUUGUUGAGAUCCGUCAGGCAGAGUGCCUCGAAUGGUCCCGCUGUAAUCCCAUCCCUAUCAUCACGACUUCCUUCGCUGUGAAAGGCCUUAAGUCCAUGGACAUGUACUGGGUGAGAGUGAUUGCAACUAAUGAUGGAGGAGAGGGUGCUCCAGAGGAGCUGCCCAACUAUGUCCUUGCAAUGCCCUCACCUGUGAGGCCAAAGUUCACAAACCACAAGAUGAAGAGUUUCAUGGUGGUGAGGGCAGGAAACUCUGUUAGGAUCACAGUGAACUUUGAGGCCUCCCCACAACCAGAUAUUAUGUGGGUAAAGGACAAUGUGCCAGUUACAAAGCGAGUUACAAUCAGUAACUCUGAUGGCUCAUCCCAGCUGCUGAUCCCCUCCUCUGAGCGCUCUGAUUCUGGCAUCUACUCCAUUUUGGUGAAAAAUCUUGCAGGACAGGAGACAUUCAGUACAGAGGUCCGGGUCACAGAUGAUCCAAAGCCUCCCGGACCGGUAGAUCUGGAGGAAAACGUGCCCGGCACAGUGACAGUGGUCUGGGAGCCUUCUCCUGAUGAGAAGCGUGAUGACCGCCUUCACUACACAGUGUCAAAACUGGACUCGACUAAACACACAUGGAGCACAGUGGCUGACAGACUCUUCAAUAACAAGUUCACAGUCUGCAAUAUCAUGCACGGGAGGGAAUAUAAUUUCCGGGUCUAUGCCAAAAAUGACAUGGGCAUAUCUGCACCCUCUGAGUCACCAACCUGGGGAAUGGAGAAGAAGAAAGAAAAGUUUGUGGUGAGCGUACCGAACAGAAAGGACUGCGAUUUGCGAUGUGCUCCAACCUUCAUUGUACCUUUGAAGCUUCACACUGCACCCAAGGGCUAUGAAUGCUAUAUGAGCUGUGCCGUGAAGGGAAAUCCCAAACCUCGUGUCACUUGGUAUCGAAAUAACAUCAGCUUAAACACUGAUACCAACUAUUAUAUCUCUGACACCUGUGGAGUUUGUUCCAUGUUAAUUCUCCACGUGGGCCCCAGAGACAUGGGAGAGUAUACCAUCAUUGCAGAGAACGCACUCGGACGGGCUGAAUGCUCCACCGUCCUCAGUGUCAGAGAGUGAAGAAACUAAAGGCACCACAAUGUGUGCAGUAUUUAUUUAAGUUUAGAGACAAUGCUUAUCACAUGAUGUUUGAAUUGAAGUGGUUGUGCUGCUUGGAUGUAACACACCAGCUGCAAUAAAAAAUGGAAUAUUGUA